Molecule: messenger RNA, 4517 nt
Organism: Hirundo rustica (Barn swallow)
Lineage: Eukaryota; Metazoa; Chordata; Aves; Passeriformes; Hirundinidae
Product: zinc finger protein 420-like
Exons: 1
Coding region: 20-1507 (495 amino acids)
Source: RefSeq, a predicted model, not a curated record
AUUCCCAAGCCAUAGCCAGAUGGAGGAGGAAAAGCCCAGAAGAUCCCGCACAAGGAGGGGCUGCAAACCCAGCGCAGGGAGCAGCAGGGAGGAAAGACUCCCCCUGUGCCAGGAAGGUAGCCGGAGCUCAGAGCUGGUGAAGCCUCAUGGUGAGGAGAAGCCCUACAAGUGCUUGGAAUGUGGGAAGAGCUUCAGCCAGAGCUUCAACCUGAUUCGGCACCAAGUGAUCCACACUGGGGAACGGCCCUAUGACUGUGGGGAAUGUGGGAAGAGCUUCAGCCAGAGCUCCCACCUCUCUCAGCACCAGAGGAUCCACACUGGGGAAAAGCCCUAUGAGUGCCUGGAAUGUGGGAAGAGCUUUAGACGGAAGUCUAACCUCAACAGCCACUGCAAGAUCCACACUGGAGAACGGCCCUACGAGUGUGAAGAAUGUGGGAAAAGCUUCCACCGGAGCUCCAGCCUCAUACGGCACCAGACAAUCCACACUGGGGAACGGCCCUACAAGUGUGGGGAUUGUGGGAAGCGUUUUAAUCGCAACUCUCACCUCGUCAGACACCGGCGGAUGCACACUGGGGAACGGCCCUACAAGUGCUUGGAGUGUGGGAAGAGCUUUAGACGGAGCUCCAGCCUCAAUGUUCACCAGCACAGCCACACCAGGGAGAGGCCCUACAAGUGUCCUGAGUGUGGGAAGCAGUUUCCAACCACCACAAAACUCCUCCAACAUCAGUUCACACACACAGAGAGGCCCUUCUGCUGCCCCGACUGCGGGAAGAGCUUCACCCGCAAGUCCCACCUCGUCAGUCAUCGACGCAUCCACACCGGGGAGAGGCCGUACAAGUGCUUGGAGUGUGGGAAGAGCUUCAGCGCGAGCUCCGACCUGAUCCAGCACCAGAACAUUCACACUGGGGAACGGCCCUAUAAGUGUGGGGAAUGUGGGAAGAGCUUCAACCGGAACUCCAACCUCAACAAACACCUCAAGAUCCACACUGGGGAACGGCCCUACAAGUGUGGGGAAUGUGGGAGCAGCUUCAGACAGAGGUCCCACCUCAUCAGCCACCAGAAGAUCCACAACAGCAAACGGGAACAGCCCUACAGAUGUGGGGAAUGUGGGAAGAGAUUCAGACAGAGGUCCCACCUCAUCAACCACCAGAUGAUCCACAAAGGCAAACAGGAAUGGCCCUAUGAGUGCUUGGAAUGUGGGAAAAGAUUCAGACAAAGGUCUGACCUCAUUAAGCACCAGAGGAUCCACACUGGGGAGCGACCCUAUGAAUGUGGGGAAUGUGGGAAGAGCUUUGGGCGGAGCUCCAACCUCAUCCGCCACCAAACAACCCACACCAGGGAACGGCCCUACAGGUGCUUGGAAUGUGGAAAGGGCUUUAACCGCAACUCCCACCUCAUCAGGCACCAGCACAUCCACACCAGGGAGAGGCCCUAUGAGUGUCCUGAGUGUGGGAAGAGCUUCUCUGGGAACUCUCACUUGACCCAACACCGACAGAGGCACCGCUAAGGGAAGCCCUGUGAGUGCCCUGAGUGCCAGAAGAGCUUUGUGCGCUGGUCCAGCUCCAUCCUGCGUGGGAGGAUCAGCCUUGGAUGACUCCCAUUGGGCAGAGCCCCAGUGAUUCGUGGUCCUGGUGAUUCUUGCUGGCUGUGGGGAAGGUGUUGGAGAGAUUUCUUUCCCUUUUCCUUGUCCUGCUGUAAUUAGGUUUGUAAUAAACUCCCUCCUUAUGCCCAGGCUGGGUCUGUUGUGCCCAUGCCAGUGUUUGGUGAGGGAUGUCUCCCAGUCUUAUCCCAACCCAAGAACACUUGGUUAAAUUGUCUCUCCUCUGUGCAGCUGGAUGGGGCAGGGACAGAGUGGCUUUGGUGGGUGCCUGGCAUUGGUCCAGUGUUACCCAUGCCAUGAGCACCCCUGAGAUCCCAGUGUGAUGCUGCAUUCCUCCCUUCUCCUUUCCAGGCCGCAGUGUGAGCUGAGAAAUGCUUUUUAGGUCUUGUCCUUGGAAACUGCAAGUGGGCUCAGAUUUUUCCAAGCUUAUCAGAAAUACUGUGUGCUCCCAGGAAUUGCUAAAAGGCUCCUGUUUUCCUUAUGACCAGCCUUGGAAAAUAUUCCUCUUGCCUGAAUGGUCAACAUUCCGGAUCUCACACUUCUAGAGAAAGGGCUGACCCAAACUGUGGCCGGGAUGAAACAUUGUUAUGACUGAAGCAGACUCUCUUGUGACCCUAUCAAUAGCAGUCCAAAAGGAAACCCUUUGAGCUCUCCUGGGCCACUGUGGGCUGUGACCAGCAAUCUCCCUCUGAGGGGGCCUCUCAGAGGCCUGGAGGAUUGCCGAAACACGACGUGUCCUGGGCUGAUACCCUCACUCCUCAAGGUCUGAUCCUUCACCCAGCAGGAGAUGCAAAAAUAUCUGAAGUGAGGAUUUCACUGACCUCUGAGGGAAAUUUUUCACAGGUACCUUGCUUGCACUGACUGUUUCUGACUGUGUGUGUGCCCCUGCGCAUAUGCUAUAGCAAAUCUGGGGAAAGACUGCUUUCUUAGAUGUGGAAGUACCUUGGAUAUCUAAGUUAGGCCUGUAAGCAAGGUUCAGUUAUAGUUAUUGUUGGGGGUUAGGUUUGGUUUGUUUCUUUUUUUCCCUAUAGAAUUGUUCCCCCAUAAGUUGCUAAGAGACUAAAUACUGGUGCUUAGAGGGUGCUUGACCCACACAAAAGAAGUGGCUGAGGGAGGAGGAGGAUGGCAUAAGUUUGGGGGUGUCCUGGUUUGGGACAAAUUUGGGAGAAAACCCCUGUAUAGGAUCCCUCUAAGGAAGCAAACCCACGUGGCUCCUCCCUCCAACCGGUCCGUGAAUGGUCCAGCUAUUCAGCACACAGUGAUAAUUACACGCGGUUCUCACCCAACAAUCAAAUCUCCCUGGGGUACACAUCGUGUGGUUCCAUCUUUCUGCAGUACCCACCAUGUGCAGCCUGGUCCCUGAGCAAAGACAAUCCCACGGAUGGGAUCCUCUGUACUUGAAGCAGAAUUGAUCCAAACUGUCUUCCCUAACAAACCUCUUACAUGUACUACUGGGACUUUCUCUCCAUCUACUGUAUGUAGGGACUCAGAUUGGGCAGGGCCUGCUCUGUUGGUGGAACCUUGGGUGUUAACUAACCAGGUGGCCUUUGCUAGAUGCUGCUCCCAGUUUUUGAAUGAUCCCCCACCCAGUGCUUUCAGAGUGGUUUUUAGCAGUCCAUUGUAUCUUUCUAUUUUCCCUGAAGCUGGUGCAUGAUAGGGGAUAUGGUACACCCACUCAAUGCCAUGUUCCCUAGCCCAGUUGUUGAUGAGGCUGUUCUUGAAAUGAGUUCCAUUGUCUGACUCAAUCCUCUCAGGGGUACCAUGCCUCCAAAGAACUUGUUUUUCAAGGCCUAGAAUGGUGUUACGGGCUGUAGCGUGGGGCACAGGGUAGGUCUCCAGCCAUCCUGUGGUGGCCUCUACCAUUGUGAGCACGUAGCGCUUGCCUUGGCGGGUUUGGGGAAGGGUGAUGUAGUCAAUCUGCCAGGCUUCCCCGUACUUAUACUUGGACCAUCGCCCGCCAUACCACAGGGGCUUCACCCACUUGGCCUGCUUGAUGGCAGCACACGUUUCACAGUCAUGGAUAACCUGAGAAAUACUGUCCAUGGUUAGAUCCACCCCUCGGUCUCGGGCUUACUUAUAGGUGGCAUCUCUGCCCUGAUGGCCUGAGGCAUCAUGGGCCCAUCGAGCUAGGAACAAUUCUCCCUUGUGUUGUCAGUCUAAGUCUAUCUUUGACACCUCUAUCUUUGCAGCUUGAUCUGCCUGCUCAUUGUUUCGGUGCUCCUCAUUAGCCCGACUCUUGGGGACAUGGGCAUCUACAUGACGGACUUUGACAGGUAGCUUCUCUACCCGAGUGGCAAUGUCCUUCCACUCAUCUGCAGCCCAGAUUGGUUUUCCCCUACGCUGCCAAUUGGCCUUUUUCUACUUCUCCAGCCAACUCCACAGAGCAUUGGCCACCAUCCACGAAUCAGUGUAGAGGUAGAGCUUUGGCCACUUCUCUCUUGCAGCAAUGUCCAGGGCCAGUUGAACAGCUUUGAGUUCAGCGAGUUGGCUUGACCCACCUUCUCCUUCAGUGGCUUGUGCAACCUGUCCUGUGGGGCUCCAUACAGCUGCUUUCCACUUUCGUUUCAUCCCAAUGAUGCGGCAGGAACCGUCAGUGAAAAGAGCAUAGCGUGUUUCUUCUGCUGGCAGUUGGUUGUAUGGUGGAGCUUCUUCAGCACGUGUCACUUGUUCCUGCUUCUCUUCAUCCAUGAGACCAAAGUUUUCACCUUCUGGCCAGUUUGUAAUUAUUUCCAAAAUCCCAGGGCGAUUUGGGUUUCCAAUGCGGGCACGCUGAGUGAUGAGGGCAAUCCAUUUGCUCCAUGUGGCAUUGGUGGCAUGAUGGGUGGAGGGAACUUCUGCUUUGAACAUCCAUCCCAGCACUGGUAGUCGAGGUGCCAGCAGGAGUUGUGUUUCCAUCCCUACUACUUCUGAGGCGGCU